Danaus plexippus (monarch butterfly) is the source of this 6517-nucleotide messenger RNA. RefSeq names its product mucin-2-like. The record is from RefSeq and is a predicted model, not a curated record. Gene Ontology annotation, biological process: proteolysis. The transcript has 13 exons. Gene Ontology annotation, molecular function: protein binding; serine-type endopeptidase activity. Bases 766 to 5715 code for a protein of 1649 amino acids. NCBI's taxonomy places the organism in Eukaryota, Metazoa, Arthropoda, Insecta, Lepidoptera, Nymphalidae.
UAAUUUUUUUUCUAUAGAUAAGAUAAUGAUUUGGCAUUCCUUUGUUACUUGAUAUGAAUUAGUUAUCGAUUUGGGAUUGAAUGUUUGUAUGUGUGUGUGACUAACAUUGUGUUUGAUGAUCGGCCAGCGUCCCCGUCCAGAGUUCGAUGCCCGGCCGUGCCUCCUAGGACAUUCACAGGAUGUCGCUAAUGCCUCGGCGUUAGUUUCUCAUUGUACGAUUUUCUACUUCUCUUUAUUCAACUAAACAUAAUCACGAUUUAUUUAAAUCGACGCAUAUUUUAUUCAAAUCAGUGGCCUCGCUCAUUACGUUUGUAAUGUGAAUGAUAUUAUAAUGUGAUUAGUUUACCGUUAUGAUACUUUAAGUUGUAAAACAAAUUAGGUUUCGCUAAUUAUUAUAGUUUUGCGGUUUAUAUUCUAUAAUAUCGAUACCGCUUGAUUUAGUUCCUAACCCCGUUAUGUUUGAGAGGCGUUGCGUUGCGCUGCCGGCUGCUGAAAGUUGCGCAUCUCUAGCGAGGCGGGUUAGCGCGUCAGUUCAACGUUCAUACGCUGCGCAGGCGCACACCCCAUGGAGUAGUAUGACCGCGCGGUUGUGUCACGAUAGCUAACUGACUUUACGUUUAACUGGCACACAAUUGUUCUUAAACAAAUAAACGACAGUGUAGUGUUUGAUCUAUAUAAAACAGUUUGUGUACACUGUAUUAAACUUCUAUUGGGAGUGCAAAAUGAUGUGAUGUGUGCCAAAACAGUGAUGGACUAGUAUCAAAUAUGCAUACAAUGGACACUCUAGGUUACGGCCACAAGAAGUACAGGCCGCCACUGUCACCCGCUAAUUUCUACCAACACGACUUUUACUCCAGACACGCCACACUUAGACCGCAGAGCGAAUAUAGGUUCGCUGGUGACUAUGGCACCGGGUAUAGACGGGCUGAAAGCAGUCGGGGCGGUGGUAUGUGUUCUGCUGCUUUGGUCGGAGGAGCGCUAUUGGCUGCAGUCGCGGUUCUGGCAGUCGCCGCAUUAGCUUUCUACAUGGGUGCCUUAAGGCCUGAUAAUGGAGAACCAAUAAUGACAUUUGAGGGAACAUUUCGCGUUACUCGCGGGGACGUUUACGGUGGUGUCCCUGGAAGUCCGUCCUGGCGAGAGCGUGCUCGCAGAUACAGCGCGUCCCUUAAACAGGUGUACGCAGCUCCAUCGCCCUUAAGACAGGCCUUCGCCGGAGCAAUAGUAACAGGGUUCGGUGACAGACGCCUUGACGUUCACUUCAAACUAUACUUAGAUAGAAGAAAAAUACCAAGUUCUCUUACAAAUAUAGAGGAAUCUUUGAAAAAAAUUUUAAUACAAGAUUUGAUAUCCAAACAUAGUGCAUUUGGACAAAUAAAAAUAGAUGCAUCUAGUAUAAUUAUCAAAAGGGACUUAGAACACACAUACCACUCGGAACAGUAUGUCAAGGAAGCCAUGAAUGAAACUGUAACUACACCUAAUCCUAAGGUGUUAUCACCUCAAAACGCGAAAGACAAAACUCUCCAAAGCCGAAUUGGUGUUGUUCGAAAAACGACAGUUAAACCUAAACAAACUUUGAGAAAAGAUGAUCCAGAUGAACCCGAUAUAGAUACAGAGAACAUUCCAGUAGUACAAGGCUCUUUCCAAAUAACAAAGACAGAGGCGGAUAUAACGGAGAAUAAACAUAAUCCAAGCAAAACUAAUCCCAGUAGAGUCGAUGAAAAAAACAACCAUAAAACACCAUCUACAUCAAAAACAGCGACAUCUACAAACACGAAAUCGCCUAACACUUAUACAACAACAACCACCAGCACAAGAAAGUUCCCACCAAGUACACUGAAACCAAAACCAAUCACAAUAAAGUCUUCUUUGAAUAUGAAGCCAAAAGUGGAUAUAAAUAACAGUUUCAAAGAAGUAAGUACUGCCAAGCCUUCAUCAACGACGAGUACAAUGAAAACAACAACUACGUCUAAAAGAACAACAACUACUUCUAUGGCAACAACUACUCAAAAUGUGUCUCAAAUCUUAUAUGAUCUUCUUACAAAUGAAAAUCACGAUAAAGAUUUGCCAAAAAUUGAUACAUUAUUCACAGUACCCCAUGUCAUUGAUAAUGAACCGUGGAGGCCUAUUACAAGACCUUAUUAUGAAACAACAAGUAAACAAUCUACUUUACCUAUAAUUGAACAAAAUGCAGAAGAUCGAAUAGGUGUUGCAGAAGUGGUUGAAGAUAUUUCUCUUUUAGAAUCUAUGUUAACUCCCAGUCCACCGGUGAAACACAAAGAUAUAACAACACGUAGACCAUCAGGGCUGUACAACGUAGAUCCCCAUCUAGCGGCGGAUGUAUACAUCCCCAAUCCAGUUUAUACUAGUUUUACUAUUCCAGCAUUCAUUCCACCGCUCAAAGAUAUGGAAACAUUGGGAUCAAGCUAUCCAAAACCACAUCCUUUACCAGUUGACAAAAUAAGUGGUGCAAUAGAAGUGGUACCUGAAUCAAAUUUAAACAUGGAUGACAAUGACGGUAGACCUAUAAUAAGGCCUCCCAAAGAAAAAACUUCUUCCGUUAGUAUAAAUGUAUUUCAAUUAGAUAGUAAUACAGAAAAAGUUUCAAUUGAGGGUGCAUCAAUUGUAAAGAAACAAAAUAUUACUUCCACAAGCACAACAAUGAAAACAACUACAAUUGUUGAUCAAAAUACAAGAAUUUCUACAACAGAUAUUCCUUUGAGUACACCUUCUAGCACUACUACAAUAGGACAUAAAAAGGAAAGCACUACGAAGAGACCAAAUAAUAAAGUAUCAAUAAUACCAUCGACCGGAACUCCUCACCAUACAUGGGAAUUAGUCAACACCUCAACAAAUAAUAACGAUACUUCUAAUAAAGUAUCUCCCCAAAAGUAUUACAAUGAUACAUUGCAAGCUAUAAUUGUUAAAAACGAUGCUUCUCUCAAUACGACAACGAGAUUCCCGAGCAAAUUUUCUAUUUUAAGAAAUUUAACUGACCUAAUUAAACGAUAUUCUCAAAAUAGUACGUUAAAGCCGUCUGAAAUCAAAAUUGAAACUACUACCGUUCAUUCCACAACACCAACUUCAGUAAAAUUGGAGGACAUUGGAGAAAUUGUUCGACACACACCAGUAGAAAUGACUGGAUCAGUGGAAGUUAUUUCCGAGGAAGACCUAGAGACAACAACAGCUAGAAUCAUAACAUUGAUGCCCGCAAAAUCCAAUCUAGGAGUGAAUCGACCUCUGCGACCCCGUCCAAAAAUUGAUCCUCAAGUAACAGAGGAUAGUGAACGUAGUUUUAAUGAUCCAUCAGAUGUGAAUAUUUCUACAGACGAUCUUGAAUUGAAUUCUUAUAAUUACACAGAAUUAUUAUCUGAAGCGUCUGAAAUGAUAUCGAGCUCAGCAAGUAUGUACAAUGAUACAAAUAUUGAUGUAGUUGAAACUAAUGAAGAUCCCAAAGCUCUUCGAUCAUCGGGUAUACCGGCCAAUCCUGUGAGUGGAAAUAGACUGCCUAAGUCAAACGAUUUAAAAAAUCCAAAUGUUGAAAACUUUAAAGAGAGUAAUAUUCCUGAAGGGACAUACAAGGUAUCUUAUCAUGUAACAGGCAGCGUUAGCAGUAAACAGGCUAAUAAAACUAAACACCUUCCUGCCUAUGAGCUAGCUCUAGAACCGGAUGUAGUGCUAGAAAUACCAUCAAAUCAAAGUAGUACAUUAACCCUAGAUAAAUUAAAGCAACUAGCUAGCCUCGCUACAAUAACAAAUUUUAACAACAGCACAUUUUUCCGUGCUCCUGGUGGUGUAAUUUCGACCAAAGCGAUCCCGUCAAGUUAUACAUUAAAUCAAGCUGGAUUUAAAAUACUCACAAAAACAUUUAACAAAGCAACGCCCGCGAAACAAGAAGAAAACAGCUUUAAUCAACCAGAAAAACCUAUUAGUAAACCAAUUCUUACAAAAAAACAAAAUAAACCAGAAUUUGAAAAAGAAAUAAAAGUUGAAGAAUUCUGUGAUAACUCCACGUCGUUUUCAUGCUCCAGCGGAGCUUGCAUUCCCCUGACGUCUCGGUGUAAUAGAUUGAUAGAUUGUCCCUCCGGGGAGGACGAGAAGGCAUGCUCGUGUGCAGAUUACUUACGAGCUGAUUUUUCACAAUCUAAGAUUUGUGACGGUUUCGUUGAUUGUUGGGAUUACUCGGAUGAAAAUAAAUGUGACUGGUGUAAAGAAGGCCAAUUUGUAUGUGCGAACGCUCGUCAAUGUAUAGAAAUGAAUAAAGUUUGCGAUGGAAAUCCUGACUGUCCUCUCGGCGACGACGAGAAAAGCUGUGUAGCUUUAGGUGACGACAUUGAUAGCAACGAAGUCAUUCCGUAUAACGAGGAAGGUUUUGUUAUGGUUCGUAAGCGCGGUGUUUGGGGCAGACUCUGCGUGGAGAGUUUCAAUGAUGUGGUCACUCAAGCACAUAGUUCACUUAAGUUACCAGACCUUGGUAGGGCCGUCUGUCGUGCAAUGACCUUUCAGGAUUCGCCGUGGGUUCGCGAGGCUCGUGAGGGUAGAAAAGUAAGCACGAUAGGUUACUGGGAAGUUUGGCACAAUGUACACGCUCGAGCCGCGGACACGCGGUUGACUUUCAAACGAUCUAGUUGUACGAGACAUCGCGCUCUGCGUGUCAGAUGCGAGGACUUGGACUGCGGAAUACGACCUCACGCUGAUGCACAGCAACCCAGGGGUGUAACUUACGAGCGAGUGCGGUGGGGCAGGGUGGUAGGUGGUGGAGGAGCGGCGGCAGGCGCCUGGCCCUGGCAGGCAGCUCUAUACCGCGAUGGAGACUUCCAGUGUGGCGCUACCCUUAUCUCAACGCAGUGGCUUCUAUCAGCAAGUCAUUGUUUCUAUCAAGCUACUGAAGCCCAUUGGGUUGCACGACUCGGAGCGUUGCGGAGAGGAGCCUGGCCUCGUGGUCCUUGGGAGCGAGUGACACGCGUUCGUCAAGUAGUGUUACAUCCGAAGUAUGCACCACGUGGAUUUAAAAAUGACAUAGCGUUAUUGCGAGUUGACCCUCUGCCUCUGCACGCUCGUCUGCGGCCGGCCUGUCUGCCACCGUCGCGUUCACAACCGCCAGCCGGACACCAUUGUACCGUGGUUGGUUGGGGACAAUUGUAUGAACAUGAACGGGUAUUCCCGGACACGCUCCAGGAGGUGGAGUUGCCGGUGAUAUCCACAGCAGAGUGUCGUCGCCGCACUCGUCUGUUGCCUCUCUACAGGAUCACUGAAGAUAUGUUCUGUGCCGGCUAUGAACGCGGCGGACGCGACGCUUGUCUUGGAGACUCGGGAGGGCCGCUUAUGUGCCAAGAGGACGAUAGAUGGUAUAUUUACGGUGUAACCAGCAAUGGCUAUGGAUGUGCCAGGGCGAACCGACCUGGCGUUUACACGAAGGUCUCCAACUACAUCGAGUGGAUUGACAGCGUCAUGACGACUCACACGACGACAACGAACAAAACUAUAUCGAACAGCGAAGAAAACUCCAAAGAAGAUUUCUACGCGGAUUUAGAAACGGCAGAGAACAAGAGAGUUCUUCAUAGGACCUACGAUACUUGUAGAGGUUUCCGAUGCCCUCUUGGGGAAUGCCUACCACAGUCUAGCGUCUGCAAUGGCUUCCUAGAAUGUUCGGACGGCAGUGACGAAUGGCAAUGCGAUAAUUUUAUGACGAAUUCAAGCUGGUACAGUCCCGUCUAAUAGUUACGGAUAGUUAGUAUAAGCCAGUAUAGUAGUGUACGAGACUUGACUGAUAUCUUAUAAGUAGAUUUAAGUUCACAAAAAAUAUGAAUCUCAAAUGAGUGAAGCUAUUAUGUAGCUAUAUUAUUCCCAAUAAAAAACUCAAGAAACAUAUCCAGGGCUCUGUAUAUAUAGCUUUAAUAAUAAAGUCGCCCGAUAUAUUUAAUAUCUGAUGAUGAACUAUUUAUUUCAAGUCAUGGGCUACCUUUUUCGUUUGAACCGUUCUCACUGUAUUUAUUCAAAUGGACAAUGUAGACCAUAAAUAAAAUACACACUGUAAACGUGUUUCAAUUUAAAGUCAUUGUACUUAAUAAUACCUUUAUUUAAUAAUAAGACAAAUAAAUUAAAACAUCGUCAAAUAAGAAUGACGUAAAUUACAUUUCUUAUUAGCGAAGUCACAAUUAUAUCAAACACAUACAAUAUCAAUUAAAGAUAAUAAUAAUUGCUUCUAUUAUAAUACCUCAAUUAAUACCAAAAAAAAAAAAAUUACAAUUACAAUAUUUAUAUAAAAAAAAAAAUGUCUGUCCUAAAAAAAAUAAAAUAAUUUCUGAGAAUAAUCACAUAAUAUUAAAUGUUAUUUUAAAUAGUUACUUAGAUAGUAAAUUAAAGAGAAAACUCUUACACGGUCGACAAUAAUCGGGGUUUUAGAAUCACUAUAGCAAGUAACUGACAGCCGAAUCGGAAAUGCAAGACAUUAUACUAAUAAUUUCAAGACGUCACACCCCUUACGUCUACAGCGACCGCGUACCAAAGGUACGUACUG